AAGCUAGUGAGAUCCCCUAAAAGUCCCAAGCAAUUGCCAUCAGUUCACAAAAUAUCUUAUCCCUGGCAGCUGGCAGAACAAGUAGCGUUAGUACAGUUCGUCGCAUUAUUCGAGGAUUUAAAACCUGAAGGAACCGAGUGGCCCUCAUUUGGCAGUCGCCAUGAAUACUGGAACAAAGCAGCAACUUUCGUUCAAGAAACUGCAGGAACAAAGUACCUGAGAUCCGGUAAGCCAAAAGCAGAAACGUUACCUGAUUUUUGUAUAAAGAUUAGUUUGUUUGCCUUUUUUUACGCAUCAUCUGUUGCUUUCUAAAAUGUGCAAUUAUAUGAUAUCUAUAUAAAAAAAACUCUACAUACACUUGACCAACUGAGAAAGAUGUAUUAAAAUGACCUUUAUUCAACAUUCAAGUAUUCAGGAUUCCCUUUGUAAACAAAGAUACCUUAUAUUUAACUGCAAUGAAUUGGUUUGCAGAUUUUAUGUAUUUAUUCAGAAAUAAGCUAAAUACCACUAAUGCCUAUUGCUUAAAUGAUAUUUCCCCCCACAAAGCCCGAAAGGUUCUUAUCCCCCCCACAGAACCCGAAAGGUUCUUAGUCACAAGUUUUGAAUAUAAACCACUCCAGGAAGUACAUCAGUAUUGCUUUUUGAAGCCAGUUAAUUGGAAAAGUAUUACUUAAUAUCAUGUCAGUAAAGGAAACCCAUUCUGUAUGAUUGGCAUGUAGGCACUUAAAAGGGGUUAGAAAAAUGUGUUUAAAGAAUAGUUAUGACACACAGUUUUUGUUUUACCUUUUUAGCAAACCAAUAAUUUUUGUAAUUAUUCAUGUAGGUAGCAGUAUUCGACAGCUACUCCUAGGGGAGUUGAAAAAGAAGUUCAAGUGUAUCUCUGAAGCAGAAGAUGCUUUGGGCAUCACCAUAGAAUCAUACUUGUUGAAAAAGUCACCAGGUUUGGCCAGUCUGCCUGGUGAGUUCCAGUAUCUAAGAAUGUCACCUUCGUUAUCAGGACAUAUGAAGUCCCUGACAAAUAGCCAAGUCUCUGACUUAAUAGUGGAGGGUUUGAUGUGCCUUUUAUAAGAGACACGUGGAAAUGCACUAGCUGCUACAUUUAGCAAUGUUCUAUUGGCCUUCUUGAAGAAUGUGGAUGAUAUGGAUAUUGUUAUGUCAAUCAUGGAUGACUUGUCUGUAUGGUUUGCUGCCAUAAAAGGAAUUGUAUCAUACCCGAAGAAUUUUGUGCAGACGUCUCUUGCUGCCAUGAAGAGACUUGAAGCCAAUGGAAAGAGUAAUCCGGUUUAUAAAUUUUGGCAAGUGUUGACAUUUGACAGACCUGACAAGUCUUGA
This is a messenger RNA of Porites evermanni, 1332 nucleotides long. NCBI's taxonomy places the organism in Eukaryota, Metazoa, Cnidaria, Anthozoa, Scleractinia, Poritidae. The record is from the annotation of a GenBank genome assembly.